This is a messenger RNA of Aspergillus puulaauensis, 786 nucleotides long. RefSeq lists its product as uncharacterized. The coding region runs from base 1 to 786 and encodes 261 amino acids. NCBI's taxonomy places the organism in Eukaryota, Fungi, Ascomycota, Eurotiomycetes, Eurotiales, Aspergillaceae. Gene Ontology annotation, molecular function: protein dimerization activity. The transcript is spliced from 2 exons. The record is from RefSeq and is a predicted model, not a curated record.
AUGGCGUACUCAUCUCCUGAUCCCCUGUCGGCCAAUUGGUCCUACGACAGCGCCAUCGACCUGUUCUCCCUCAACACCAUGGUCCCCGAGUCCUUCCCCAUGGACAUCCCCAACGACAUGCUGUGGGAUACCAAGGACCUGCCGGCAGACUUCUUUGCUGCCCCGACGGACAUCAACGGCUUUACUGUCUCUCAUGACGACUCGCUGUCUUCAGACGAAAGCGACGACCAGUCCUUCUCGCCAACAAACUUCAUGUCCUCCACGCCUCCUUCAGCAAUCGACCUCCCCUCUCCCAUUCAGACAAUCCACCCCUCGCAAACCCAGGCCCAGCUCCCAAAGCGCAAGGCCUCGUCCAUCUCAACCUCCUCAACCCGCUACUCCUCCUCCCCAGAACUUCCCCCACAACAACCACAACAGCAGACGACAUCAACAUCAACACGCAAGCCCCGCAGCAGCGCAGCAAACAGAGGCGACGACACCGCGCGCGGCCGCAACGCGGCCAAACGGGCCGCCCACAACAUCAUUGAGAAGCGCUACCGCACCAACAUGAACGCUAAGUUCGUGUCACUGGAGAAGGCCAUGGCCGUGAAGCCAGCGGGUGUGUCCAAGCCUGUCACCACGACAUCAACGGCAGCUUCAAACGGGGUCAAGUCGUCUGCGUCGCUGAAGAAAUCCGAGAUCCUGAGCAAUGCCAUCACGUACAUGCAGGAACUCCAGGAUGCGAACGAGCGGUUACGCAAGGAGGUUCUGACGCUGAAGCGUGACCGGGAGAGGAGAUACUGCUAG